Molecule: messenger RNA, 1688 nt
Organism: Fomitopsis serialis
Lineage: Eukaryota; Fungi; Basidiomycota; Agaricomycetes; Polyporales; Fomitopsidaceae
Exons: 4
Coding region: 1-1380 (459 amino acids)
Molecular function (GO): protein binding
Source: RefSeq, a predicted model, not a curated record
AUGGCCGACUUGGACGGCGCUGCGCCGGUCAUACCUCCAACAGCGCUCGCACUGCAAAGCCUAGGCACUUCAACGAACACGAACGCAACCCCGGAACCCGAGCCUCCUCGCAAGCGCAAGAGGACCGAAGAACAAGCCUCCGACGGCUCAAAGAUGACUGGUGAUCCUUCUCAAGCGAACGAUCGCACCGGCAAGAUGGAUAAGAAUGAAACGCGUGUUGUACCUAUGCACGACGAGAAAUAUUACGAUGAGAGUGCGGAUUGUGUAAUCAGAGUAGAGGACUCUCUCUUCAGGGUGCACCGUUUCUUGCUUGCCCGUGAUUCUUCGGUAUUCCAGGACAUGUUUAGUUUGCCUACGGGAGAAGCAAACGAGGACGCUGCGCAAGAAGGCUUCAGUGAUGACGAGCCGAUACACCUCUUUGGCGAAACCGCGGAAGCCUUUCGAAUAUUCUUAUCUGUGCUCUAUGCGCUGCCAGAAGAGCUACAUGCAUACAGGACUGCAUGUUCAGACAUAUCUCUAUCACUUCCUGAGCACCGCCUGGUGGGCGUCUCUGCUCUCUACAGCGUCACAUCGGGUGAAUUCGGCCCACCUACGCAUCUCAUGGGCGAUCUCACACGAGCUUCCACCGCUGCCCUCACACGGAUACUGGAGGUUGCCAUGCGCUGCGGACACAGACGAUUGAUCGACUUCGUCGUCGAAUCCUGGUCGAACAGGAUACUGAGCAAGGAGCUCGCUCCCCGCGCGGCGAUGCGCUUGGCUGAUAGGUGGGACCUUGACGGCCUGAGAGGAGUCGCCUACUACGUCCAGCUCAUGGAGAUGGGAAAGGAUUUCGAAGGGCGAAUCCGCAUGGGUACCAACUCAGCGUCUACGCAGACUCAAGAGUGCAGCCCCACACCCGCAAUCGUGCCUGCGAGACAGGACUCUGACGGUGCGGCAGUUGUGCCCGCACCUACAGCAGACGCAAUCCUUCCCUCGGAACCGCCAGGCGAAGACGAGACCGCACCACUGACCUCCACUCAACUUAAGCGCCUCCUUUCCGGAUUCUACGCCUUGGUCACCCUCUGGGACCACCUUCGCCUGAACCCGCCCGCUUUCCCUCGCCCGGAUGGCUGCACGUAUCAUAUGCACGGUUGUGUCGCGACGUUCCGUACCGUGUGGUGCGAAGCUGCGCGGAGCGAAAAGACGGCGCGAUACGGGAGCGCAGACGUUGUCGGGCGGCUCCGUAGCGUGGAGGACCAGCUCCGUGCAAGCACCGACAUGGCUUGUGCUCUCAGCCCCGGCUGUAAGCGCGAGGCGCUAGCUGCCGUAAGGAAGUGCGUGAAGGAGGUGCAGGAGGGCCUAUCGGCCCGCUUUGUGGACCUGACAGUCACCGGCGAUUGAGCUGGCAGGAGAAGAUUGGAGGCAGUCUUGGGCCCCACGAUCUGGAACUACCAUGGCCGAUAUACUCCCAUGCAGGGUGCUUCUGUGCAUUCUCGCCGCCCGUUAAAACACUGUUGUGUGUGUCACGGACAUGUAAAUAGUGAUCACGUGUUGUACUCGUAGGGGUUGAGCAUGUACGUCCAUUUGUUCCUGUUGUAUUGUAUCUAGCACUCAUAUUUAGGUUAGCACUACUGACUUUGGACGCUCAUUGGAGGCCAAAACCGCGUACAGUCUCGUAGAAGCAUGGAAUAGGCUUUUUGACUUGCCCG